AUGACGACCACCCUGGAGACGCUGCUGGCCCAGUCCGACCAGGAGCUGAGCCCCGAGCGGCUGAGCGGCUGCGAGGAGGCCUCCAGCGGCCGCUAUAAGGUGGUUCCCUCCGUCGUCUGCUCCAUGUGCUGCCUCUUCGGCAUCAUUUACUGCUUCUUUGGUUAUCGAUGCUUCAAGGCGGUGAUGUUCCUGACGGGCCUGAUGUUCGGCUCCGUCGUCAUCUUCAUGCUCUGCUACAAGGAGCGCGUGCUGGACACCCAGCUGAGCGUGGAGGCCUCGGUGGGCAUCGGCCUGGGCAUCGGCACGCUCUGCGGCCUGGUCACCAUGCUGGUUCGCAGCGUGGGCCUCUUCAUGGUGGGCCUGCUGCUGGGCCUGCUGGUAGCCGUGGCCACGCUGGUAGGCAUGGAAGAGCUUUCCGACAGCCCGCCGCGCUCCGUCUGGGUGCCCCUGGGCGUGCUGCUUGGCCUGGGCAUGCUCUUCGCCGUGCUCACCCUGCAGUGGCAGCGCCUCUUCACCACGCUGUCCACGGCGAUGUUUGGGGCGGCCGUCAUCACCGUGGCGUUGGACUACUUCGUGGAGCUCUUCGCCCUGGUGCUGUACAUGUACGAGCGGCUGAAAGCGGCGCCCGGAAAGCCGGUGUGCUGGCUCACGUGGGUGGUGCUCGGGGUGUGGCCCGCCCUCACCCUGCUGGGUGUCAUAGUCCAGUGGAAGGUGACCGCUGAGGGAUACUCCCAUACCAAAGUGAUCAUCAGCCGGCAACAGAGGAGGAUGCAGGUGAUGAGGAUUCGACAGCGGGACGACCGCUAUCGCAACAAGAAGAAGAAGAAGCAGCAGCAUGGCGGCUCGUCCCACCAUCAGCACCAAGCCAAGCAGCUGCAGAGCCCGCCUAACCGCCGCAAGCCCAACCCCAUCCGCCGCUACGACACCGACGUCCUCUCGCCGAGCUACAUCCAGAGUUUCAGAGAGCGGCAGGUGCAGGCUCAGCCUUUCCCGAGCCGGAUGGUCGGCGGGCCUCACGCCGUGGUGGAUGUGGGCUACGACUGCGGCUCCACGACGCCCCUCACUGGCGCCGCGGGACCUUUGCUACGGGUUUGA
Messenger RNA from Scomber scombrus (Atlantic mackerel), 1095 nucleotides. RefSeq names its product transmembrane protein 198b (gene tmem198ab). The record is from RefSeq and is a predicted model, not a curated record. Lineage: Eukaryota; Metazoa; Chordata; Actinopteri; Scombriformes; Scombridae. Gene Ontology annotation, biological process: positive regulation of canonical Wnt signaling pathway. Gene Ontology annotation, cellular component: plasma membrane; cytoplasmic vesicle.